AUGGGCAGCGACGCAACCGAAGUAUGCAUGCUCUGCAAAGAGCUGCAGGCCAUCGUGCUCUGCAACCCAUGCGACGCCAAGCUCUGUCGUCCGUGCUGGGCUCAGCUCCACGAGAGCGUCGCCGAGGUGCGUGCGCACACGACAACCCCACUCGUCUACGACGCACAGCCGACGGCUGACGUUUCCGAGGUGCGCGAGACCAUCGCGUUCGAGGCCUUCAACGCGGCCAACAAGAGAACGCUCGACGCCCAAGCCGAGUUUCUCAAGGUCUCCGAGUCGCUGACGCCGGCGAGCGCGGGCGGCGUUGUCGCGUUCAAUGCGCGCAUGGAGAGUCUGCAAACGAACGUCAACGAGCUCGUGGUGGCGCGUGACGAGCUACUUGCUGGCGUCUUUGCGCGGUCGCGCGAGCUGCGCCUGCGCUUGGCGAGCGUGGAGCCCGCGAUGCUUCUCAACAUUGCGGCGCUCGUCGCCAACUCGUACAAGAAGCUCAAGGUCAUGGCGUCGCAUUACGAGGUGAGUGAAGCCAACGAAGAGCAGCUGCAGGCUUCGCUGCACCAAACGCGGCCCGGCACGUCCGAGUACAGUGAGGUGACAGCAAGCAUGGAUGCCAACUUGAAGUACAAGACGCAGCUCCAAGCCGAUCGGUACACCGAGUGCAUGCACCUCUACACGUACAGCGCCGCGUUGCGCGCCAAGGUGCAGCACGCGCUCGCGUCUCUUCAAUGA
Messenger RNA from Saprolegnia diclina VS20, 726 nucleotides. RefSeq lists its product as hypothetical. Lineage: Eukaryota; Oomycota; Saprolegniomycetes; Saprolegniales; Saprolegniaceae. The transcript is spliced from 3 exons. The record is from RefSeq and is a predicted model, not a curated record. Gene Ontology annotation, molecular function: zinc ion binding. Bases 1 to 726 code for a protein of 241 amino acids.